Molecule: messenger RNA, 6091 nt
Organism: Trichobilharzia szidati
Lineage: Eukaryota; Metazoa; Platyhelminthes; Trematoda; Strigeidida; Schistosomatidae
Source: the annotation of a GenBank genome assembly
AAGGAUACUUCUCUCCUUUCUUCUAAGCUGGGGGAGUCAAUUAUUUGCACAAGUCCAGCAGAACUAUCUCACAUCCCCACACAUCAACUGAUAUCUUGCUUAACCCUGUUAAUAGUUUGUCACUACAAUCCUCCAACAUCCUUAUGUUCAUACCGUCGAGUCCUGCUGCUUUCUCUUGUUUUAGGUUAGACACAGCUUUUUCAACCUCAGUUACAGUUGGAUGACCGAUAUCUGCUUCCCAUUUAGGGGUACCUCGAAACAUACUUUUGGUGUUCCGCAUAGCGCGAAAGGAUAUCUACUGUAUGCCUAGCGUCUAAGGUACCACAUCAUGAAGUCCAGUAAAGAUUCGAAUGGAUCGCUCCACUUAGAUUCAAGACCAAAUAAAGCAGUCAGAGAGAACUGUGGUGACAAAAUUAAUAAGACGAAUACUGUUAUUGGCAAUAUGUGUCAUGCAGUUGUAAGUCAAAAGCCUACUAAUGAAAUGAAAGGGAAGUUAAGUGAUAAUAAAAAAACAUCGUUUUCUACCACUGAACUUUCAAGUCUUUCCAGUCCUCCCAGAACAAGUGAAUGUACUCAGAAACCUAAACGAUCGCUCGUAGACUGGGAUAGUUUUAUAAAUUUACCCAAAAAGCAACGAAAUCUGUCUUUUAGAACUGGCGAUCCAUUUCGACCAGUACUCACGAAAACAACACCACCCGCUCUCACAUCCCCCGUUAAAUUAAAACAGGAUUAUGAUAAAGAUUGUGUGUUACCUGUAAAAACGAAUGAUUCGACGGGGAAGAGUGCGUUAACAUCACCCAGAAGCAGUUCACGACAAGACAAGCCAUGCUCGCCUAGCAGUCGUUCAUCUUUUGAUAAAAAUCCUAAGAGGAAUGCUUUUGCAAAGAAAGAGGACUUACCUUAUGCAUUUAAUCCAGACCGUAUCUCACCACCGUUUGUAACGAAAAAGCCUACUGAAUCUAAAAAACAUAGGCUGUCACUUUUUACCGCUGACCUCACCAAGUGUAUAUUACUUCCAGAUGGAAAAGAUGUAAAGUCUCGAAAAGGAAAUCAUGAACAAAACCAUAUUUACUCCAGUGAUUCCAAAAAAAGGAAGUUAUCCCCUUCAGUUUUUUCUUGUAAAAUGAAAAAGUCAUCCGCAGUUUUAAUGAAAGCAGGUCAGUGUAAUGGUUUGCUGUCAGCUGACUCCCAUCCUGAUAAAAAUCGUACAAGAAAAAAGUUGUAUGAAAUCAAUCAGUUUUACGAAUCCCCAUCAAUGUUCCCUGCAACUUCUAGUUUAGUUGAGAAUGUGGACGAUGAAAUAUCAAUUAGAAAUGGUGUUAUUUCUCCAGGGAAUUACAGUCUUCUGAAUGGACAUUCAAGCGAUGAUAGCGAAUCUCAGCAAUACUCGUAUUCGAAGAAAUCAACUGUCAUUGCUUCUAAUGAUUCAAAAUUGAAAUUAGUCACUCCUCCUUGGGCUACUCGCAGGACCUUUAGUGAUGCUGAUAGUUCAAUUAAAAGAGUUAAUACAUCAGACAAUGAUGAUAUAGCCUCUCAAAAUAAAGAUUUAAAUUCUUCAGAGAAUCAUUUGCCUUCAAAAAUACAUCCUUCUAAGUUAACCGAAAAAGAUAUUUGGCACAAUUACAGACCUUCUCACAAUGGACCUUAUACAUGUUCAUUUUGUGGUCAAGUGAUUCAUAAGCGAUCAAAAUUCUCCAAGCAUCUACUUACCUGUAAAGCUAGAUUGUCAAUGGGCAUCAAUGACGCCAAAAAAAUGAAGUCCUUAUCGCAGAAGAAGAAGCAGAAACUCCAUUCUUUGUUGAAAUCCUGCAGUAAAAUGUCAUCAAAAUCAGAUGAUGUUAUGGAACGUUUAACCAGACGUAUACUGUUCCAUACUACACAAAAAAAGAAAUGUGAUACAUCCAACAAUCAUGUAAUGGAGAAUUCGUCUUAUGAGAUGUCUGAUAUCUUCGCGAGUCAUGAUGAUGCGAAAGACGUUUCAUCCUGUAUAGAAAGUUCUCACAAAAGUUGCCUACCACGGACACCGCUAAAAUCAGUGUGUGACACGAGUGAAGAUUUUAGUGAUAUAUUCGAGGACUCAAUAACUCCUUCGACGUCUAAAACGAAAGCUUCACGUGAUGUCGAGAAUGAACGGAGUGUUAGUGAGCAAAAGUCAAGUGAAUCCCUUGGAGAAGACACUGAUUCAUCAGUUCGUACACUGAGGAGAACGCGUGUACGCGAGAUGCGAACGUCUACGGAUAAAGCGAAGAUGAUACGUCGUACUUCGUCAAAGAAAUCAGCCAAAGGUGAAAGAAUGUGUAGUCCGUCUUCGAAGGUAGGAGAGGAACAAUUUGUUUUUGUUGGUUCCGAUAAUACUAGUGAAUGUUCACGUGUACAGAUAAAUGAAGACAAGCCGGAGGACAGUAAUCUAAAAUGUGAUACAUCCAACAAUCAUGUAAUGGAGAAUUCGUCUUAUGAGAUGUCUGAUAUCUUCGCGAGUCAUGAUGAUGCGAAAGACGUUUCAUCCUGUAUAGAAAGUUCUCACAAAAGUUGUCUACCACGGACACCGCUAAAAUCAGUGUGUGACACGAGUGAAGAUUUUAGUGAUAUAUUCGAGGACUCAAUAACUCCUUCGACGUCUAAAACGAAAGCUUCACGUGAUGUCGAGAAUGAACGGAGUGUUAGUGAGCAAAAGUCAAGUGAAUCCCUUGGAGAAGACACUGAUUCAUCAGUUCGUACACUGAGGAGAACGCGUGUACGCGAGAUGCGAACGUCUACGGAUAAAGCGAAGAUGAUACGUCGUACUUCGUCAAAGAAAUCAGCCAAAGGUGAAAGAAUGUGUAGUCCGUCUUCGAAGGUAGGAGAGGAACAAUUUGCCUUUGUUGGUUCCGAUCAUGCUAGUGAAUGUUCACGUGUACAGAUAAAUGAAGACAAGCCGGAGGACAGUAAUCUAAAAUGUGAUACAUCCAACAAUCAUGUAAUGGAGAAUUCGUCUUAUGAGAUGUCUGAUAUCUUCGCGAGUCAUGAUGAUGCGAAAGACGUUUCAUCCUGUAUAGAAAGUUCUCACAAAAGUUGCCUACCACGGACACCGCUAAAAUCAGUGUGUGACACGAGUGAAGAUUUUAGUGAUAUAUUCGAGGACUCAAUAACUCCUUCGACGUCUAAAACGAAAGCUUCACGUGAUGUCGAGAAUGAACGGAGUGUUAGUGAGCAAAAGUCAAGUGAAUCCCUUGGAGAAGACACUGAUUCAUCAGUUCGUACACUGAGGAGAACGCGUGUACGCGAGAUGCGAACGUCUACGGAUAAAGCGAAGAUGAUACGUCGUACUUCGUCAAAGAAAUUAGCCAAAGGUGAAAGAAUGUGUAGUCCGUCUUCGAAGGUAGGAGAGGAACAAUUUGCCUUUGUUGGUUCCGAUCAUGCUAGUGAAUGUUCACGUGUACAGAUAAAUGAAGACAAGCCGGAGGACAGUAAUCUAAAUGAAAGUGAUAAUUCGCUUUUCCGGUCACCUAGUGGAUUGAAUGCAACAGAUAAAGAAUUUUCGAUAACAAAGUCUUCUUCUCCUCUAUUCAGAUGUGACUCAUGUUCAGUGGAAUAUGGUCUUCGGAGGUUACUUUCGCUUCAUAUGCGCGGAAAGCAACAUAAGUUAAAUGCUAUGAAGAAUGAAUCUCUUAUGAAAGAACCAGACAAAUGUGACAGUGAACCCGUAGGAAAUAUAAUCCCAGAUGUUGUAUCAGACGAGUGUGAAAAGUCGGUGCUGGUUAAUCCUCCUGUUUCAAACAAUAACGAAGUUGUUGAGUUGCUUGAGACCUCGAGGCAUUCAAUUACCGGUGAAGGUGAUGAUGAUGAUGAUGAUGAGGAUAAUGAAACAUUAUCGAAGCUGUCUGAGAAACUGAAAUCUUCUUCUACUACUCCAAACAAAAAUAUUCCAAAUUUAGAAACUGGAAAAAAUUUACAAUCGGAAUUUAUUGAAUCUUCACGAAUUGAAUCAAAAGAUAAAAUUGCUUCAUUGGAAAGUAAACAACAGAAACAUUUAUCUCAAACACCGAAGAAGUCAACAACAGUAUCUUCUACUUCUGUCUUUAUUUGCGACACAUGUUCAUUUCCUUUUCGUCAUAGAGGAUCACUUUUACGCCACCAACGGAAAACGAAUCAUAGGAAUUACGAUGAUUCGGAUUUAAACCCAUCCAGUAGAGUUAAUAAUAAUAAUAUUGUAUUAGUUAAGGAUGAUACUGAUUCAAAUCAUUGUAAAAGUCAAAAUCACAAGUUCCCUGAGCAUCAAAUGUCAACAAUAAAUCCGUUUGUUAGCCCUCAAAAAGGAAUCACAACCUCUAUGAUGAACGAAAAACAUCCACGGUCGGACACAGUAGUAACUCCUUUUUUCAAAAUAGAAGAAACAGUUUCUAAGGUUAAUAACCAUUUCAAUACUAAUGUAAUAAAAAUGGAGGAAACUGAAUGCCUUUUAAGAGCAUCAGAUACAACUCCUGUUGACGAUGUCACAGCACAUAGUGAAUUGACAUCAACUCAGUCAAACGAAACAGUAAAUGCACAAGAGAAACCUGUGGUUGAUUCUAAGAAUUUGUCUUCAAUGGAUGAUUCCACCAUUCAUAAUACUGAAAAAUCUAACUCCAUAUGCUUAAGAAGGCGUAGCAUGUCAAUACAAUCGAAUGAAGGUAAAAAACCUUCAUCUACUUCAAAGAGAUCAUCAUCUGUUAAGAAAACUACAGGUGAUUCAUAUUCUCUACCUGCUACACCUUCAAACGAUGAAAUCGUCAAAAGUCGGCGCUCAUCAGUGUCUACACUAUCUUCUAAUGAUAAUUUUAUUGACGAUGCCAAAUCUGUUAUCUCAAAUGCUACAACUAUUCCAGCAUCUGAUGAAAUGAACAAAGACGACCCUGAAUUAUCCACAACACCCUCUUGUCCAUGGUGCAAUAAAUCUGGUUACUCGUGUCUACGUAUCCUUCACAUACACCAGUCAAAAUGUCCACUUCGUCCUAAAUUGAUAGAAGAACAACACAAGUCACCGGUGUCUAAUAAGGAAAUUGAUAAACAAGCCACAACAAAUUUUACUUGUCAGGAAUGCAAUCGUGGAUUCCCUACCAGCAUGGGUUUAAGAGUUCAUUGUGCUAUGCUAAAGCAUAAACAUACUGAACAAAAACCAGUACCUGUUGAUACAUAUUCACAAUCUUUAGCUUGUCCAGGAUGUUCUCGUGAUGCACCGUUAUUUGAUUCUACAGAAAAAUUAUUGAAACACUUGUUAACAUUAAAAUCAGGUUCCGGUAAUAAUCAUACAAGUCGUAGUCAACGUUGGCCAACUGUAUUACAAGUGCCUAAUUUAGGAUAUGGUUGUUAUAUCUGUGGUCUGUUACUCGCCUCUGAGUCACGUUUAGAUAAGCAUAAAAAAGCUGUUCAUGAAGCAUGGCUAUUAGAAGAACAAGAAAAAAUUAGCCCUGGUAAAUUACCUAAGUCAAGCAGUAAUUCUUCUUGAUAAUUGUUCCCCUUUCUGUUGUCUAUCAUCUCUCCUCCUUCCCCCCACCCCCAUGCUCCUUGUACAUCUUCUUUAUAGAGCCUUCUAGACAAAUUGUGUUAGUCAGUCCUAUUCCAACUAAUCAUAUGCAAGGAAAUGAAUUAAUCUUAAACAGUAGGAUAUGACAAAAAUGGAAUAACUGUAUAUGUAAUUAAUUAGUAUUUAUUUACGUGUAUUUUAUUUUCAUUCUAACAAAAGAUAUUUAUUUAUAUGUUAUUGCAUAAUUUGAUAUGUUUACAAGUGAAAUGUAAAUAUGUUGAAAUGAGGAAUGAUCUUUUCAAUGUUUUCUGUGUGUUUGUUUUCUACUUAGCUACUUACUUACCGAAUGUAUAUAAAGAUGCCGCUUUUCAACUUAGCUCUACUACUAUUUAAAUUGUUAUGUACAGUUAAUCUCCUCUGGGUUGUUUUUUUUUUUAAAAAACAACAACUUUUGUUUGAUCGAAAGUCAGCAAUAUAUUUCAUUAGGAUUUUUCAAUGAACGCUUUUUUUCUGUGGUUGGUUUUCUAUAAUGACUUGUUUUAUUCGAUAGUUCUUUUCUUUUUUUAUAACAACUUAGAUCUGUUUUCUUUUGUUGCUAAAUGUGUUAUU